Rhodofomes roseus is the source of this 1143-nucleotide messenger RNA. Its product is annotated as UPF0014-domain-containing protein. The record is from RefSeq and is a predicted model, not a curated record. The transcript has 8 exons. The coding region runs from base 78 to 1070 and encodes 330 amino acids. Lineage: Eukaryota; Fungi; Basidiomycota; Agaricomycetes; Polyporales; Fomitopsidaceae.
CACGUCCAUGCCAUGAUGUCCGACGCGCACCGACUUCAACUUGCACCCCAACCACCACUAGCUCUCCCGCCCCCGCCAUGGACGCGCCAGGAGGUGCGACGAGCCCGCUGUCCUGGGCCAACGUAAGCCUCGCGUUCUCGUUCAUCGUCUUCGAUGCCGUCGUCUCGCUCGCUUUUGGGUUGGGGGUCGGAAGUGGGCUCGUCACGGCCGCGCUGCGGUGCAUCGGACAGCUCAGCGUUGUGGCGCUAGUGCUACAGCAGGUAUUCGCGACGAAUAAUCCGUGGGCGGUGGCGGGUAUAGCUCUCUUAUUGAAUUUGAUGGGCACCAUCGAGACUGUGGUGAACAAGUCGAAGAAGCGAUACGCAUUCAUGUUCCCUUCAGUACUCGUGGGCAUGCUUGGAUCCACAAUACCCGUAUCUAUUAUUGGCAUCCGCUUUGCCAUGGCGGUUGAUCCAUUUUGGAAACCAGAACAAUACAUCCCCGUUGUGGGUAUGCUCUGCGGCAGCACAAUCUCGGGAAUUGUCGUGUCGGUGUCCUAUGUCCUGAAAGAACUACAUGACAAUAGCGACAAAGUCCAGAUGUACCUCGCCUUCGGCGCAUCUAGGUUCGAAGCGUGCAAACCAAUCGCAAAGGAGGCGUUGCGGCUCGCACUCACUCCCAACAUCAACCAAAUGAGCGUACUCGGAAUCAUCGCCAUCCCCGGUAUGAUGACAGGUGCGAUUCUCGGAGGCUCGUCCGUGGAGCAAGCCGCACGCCUACAAAUGGUGAUCAUGUUCAUGAUAUCCUCGUGCACCGCGCUCUCGUCGAUCGCGACCACGAUCCUCGCGCUCGGCGUCAUCGUGGAUAACGAGCAUCGCGUGCGCCCGGACCGCAUUGACGUGCGCCCGCACGCGGUCUGGCGUGCGCGCAACUACGUCGUCGGCAGGGUGGUGGAGAAGGCGAAGGCCGCGGGGAGCAGGGCGUGGAAAAAGACGAGGCCCGUCAUUACGAGGGCGGAAAAGGGGGGAUCGCGCGGACAGGCAGAGACUACUGCCCGGAGGGAGCCAAUGACACUGCCAUAUGGAUUGUAACUCACGCCAGGAAAUAACCGAGAGUAUUUUUGUUCUCUCUUUAUCGCUACUGUUGCAGCACCAUGCAAUGUUG